AUGGAGUUUCACUUUCUUCUUAUCUUUGCUUCAUCUCUUUCGCAGUCAAAAUCAAAUCAGGGUAUUGAGCAUUCUAUUUCAAGUUCUCUUGGUGCUAUUGAACCUGCCAAGGACAUUUUAGAGAGGGACCGCAAUGUCAUUGAUGCAUCUUGGGUUUCUGAGAUUGAUAGAGCAAUGAAGAAGUAUUCUGAUAAUCUGAUGCAUGCAAUGGACGGUGUUAGUGCACGACUAUCCCAAUUGGAGACAAUGACCCGCAACCUUGAAAAUUAUGUGGAUGAUCUGAAGGUGUCUGUUGGAAACAAUCAUGGAAGCACUGAUGGAAAAUUAAGACAGCUGAAGAAUAUUCUCAGAGAGGAUGGAGGCAUUAAGUUUGCCUCCAUCCACUUUGACAGAGGCAUAAGAUGCCUCCGUCCAAGUAAUGGAGGCAUGGACGGAGGCAAUGGAGGCAAACCAUGCCUCCGUCCAAGUGGAUGGAGGCAAACCAUGCCUCCAUCCACUUGGAUGGAGGCACGGCGAUGUCUCCAUCCUGGAUGGAGGUGUCCCUGCGCGCUCGCGGAGAAACACCCGUGUGCCUCGCCUCCAUGCACAAUUUUUUUUUUUAUUACUACUAAUAACAUUCUUUUCUUUUGUCUUGAUUGCUCCAACUGGAAGGAAAAUAAAAGAGGUGGCCUAGGAGGACUAAACAAACUAUGUGGUGUUUCUCCUGAACUACAAACCAUCUAA
Messenger RNA from Fraxinus pennsylvanica, 723 nucleotides. The record is from the annotation of a GenBank genome assembly. NCBI's taxonomy places the organism in Eukaryota, Viridiplantae, Streptophyta, Magnoliopsida, Lamiales, Oleaceae.